This is a messenger RNA of Oryzias latipes (Japanese medaka), 476 nucleotides long. The record is from RefSeq and is a predicted model, not a curated record. NCBI's taxonomy places the organism in Eukaryota, Metazoa, Chordata, Actinopteri, Beloniformes, Adrianichthyidae.
ACCAACAUGAAGAAUCAACAUCAACUACAGAUGAAGAGACAGACCCACAGAACAGAGAUCAGAGGAAGAGAAGAGACAGAAGACAUGUCCAAAGUGUGGACAGCUCUCACAUGUCAGCAGUCCUCCCCCAGCAUUUGGUGACUGAAGAGAAGGAUUUCUACAACCAGCAAAGGAAGUUCAGUGUAGAACCGGAAGAACAAGAACCUCAUCAUUAUAAAGAGAAACCAGAGGAGCCAGAACCUCCGCAUUAUAAAGAGGAGCAGGGGGAACAAGAACCUCCACAAAUUGAAGAGGAACAGGGGGUACCAGAACUGUCACCAAUUAAAGAAGAGCAAGAGGAGCUCUUAAUCAGUCCGGAUGAAGAUCAGCUUGAUCUGAAGCAGGAGACUGAUACCUUGAUGGAGAUUCCUACUUAUGAGGAAGAUGAGAACAGUGAAGCAGAUCUAAACAAUCAGCAGAGCUUCCUCAACUUGUGA